Molecule: messenger RNA, 5020 nt
Organism: Antechinus flavipes (yellow-footed antechinus)
Lineage: Eukaryota; Metazoa; Chordata; Mammalia; Dasyuromorphia; Dasyuridae
Gene: NAALADL2
Product: N-acetylated alpha-linked acidic dipeptidase like 2
Exons: 14
Coding region: 255-2642 (795 amino acids)
Source: RefSeq, a predicted model, not a curated record
CAAAGCCUUGUUGUGUGGGGCUCCCACGUUAACAGGAGAGCACUGGAUCAAAGCAUGUGAGCUCACUCACUUCAUCCAGAAACAGGUCAGGCCAGCCCAGGUAAUUCAGGAAGCAGCCCCAUAAUUAUUCACAGCAGAGAGCAGGUAGUGUCCGAUUACACUACUCCAGUUGAAAGUCAGAAGGUCAACGCUUACACCAUAACCGACGCAGCUGGAAAGAGUCCGGGGGCCCCCGGUUAAAGAGAAAUAGGAAAAUGGGAGAGAACGAAGCCAGUUUACCUAAUACCUCGGUCCAAGGUAAAAAGAUGGCCUAUCAAAAGGUGAAUGCAGAUCAGAGAGCCACGGGACAUUCUCAGUACUUAGACAGUGAUGACCUUCAGGCCACUGCCCUUGACCUGGAAUGGGACAUGGAACAGGAGUUGGAGGAGCCUGGUUUUGACCGUUUCCAGCUCGAUAGUGCUGAGAACCAGAACCUGGGGAAUUCAGAAACUGCCGACCUGGAUCUCGAUUCCAUUCAGCCAGCUACAUCCCCCAAAGGAAGGUUCCAGAGACUUCAGGAGGAUUCAGACUACAUGACCCGGUACCCAAGGGCAACACCAAAGAGCAACCACUGUAAUAUUUUCCGCUUCUCCAAAAUUUUUUGCACUCUGACCCUCUUAUUUAUUUUGGGGAUUGUGAUUGGAUACUAUGCGCAUAAAAAAUGCCCUUCCCAGGAUCCUUCUCCAGGGAUAUCAGAUCCUCAUCUGUACCAGGAGAUCCUUAAGGAGAUCAAAGCAGAAGACAUCCAGAAGCUUUUCAGGCAUUUGAUACAAUUAACUAAAAGUGGAGAUGACACAGAAUUUUCAGAGAAGCUCAAGGCUCAGUGGACUUCUCAUGGCCUAGAAGAGGUACAGCUUUUCAAUUACUCUGUCCUGCUUAGCUUGCCGGGCUCUUCUCCAAAUACGGUGACUCUGAACAACAGCAGCCAAUGCUUUUAUCCUAAUGGCCAGCCAUGUGACCAAGGACUCAGCAAGGAUCCCAGCCAAGGACCGCUGUACUCAUAUGCUACCUACUCUGCCAGAGGAACUCUCGAGGCUGAAGUCAUUGAUGUGAUGUAUGGAACUGUCGAAGAUGUAACCCGGAUUCGAGUGAUGAAAAACGUGACCAAUAAGAUUGCCCUUUUAAAACUAGGAAAACUCCCUUUACUCUACAAGCUUUCGCUAUUGGAAAAAGCUGGAUUUGGAGGCGUUCUUCUUUACAUUGAUCCUUGUGAUUUACCCAAGACUAUCAACCCUAGCCACAGCCCCUUCAUGGUUUCACUGAAUCCUGGAGGAGACCCUUCUACACCUGGUUAUCCCAGUAUUGAUGGGAGCUUCAGAGAAAGCCGGACGGACCUCACGCGUUUGCUGGUGCAGCCCAUCUCUGCGUCUCUUGCUGCCAAACUGUUUGCUUUGCCCAAGGAGCGAGGUCAGACUGGCGCCUGCAAGCCUCUGCAGUUCCCACAGGAUGAAAUCAGAAUCGUGACAAUGAAAGUUCAGACAGUCACAGAAUACAAGAAACUCACCAAUGUUGUUGGUUAUCUCAAAGGAGCUUCAUUUCCUGAUCGGUAUGUCAUCGUGGGCAGCCACCAUCAUAAUCCUUAUGGUUACAAUGGACAAGAAUGGGCAAGUGGAACCGCCAUCAUCACAGCAUUUAUCCAGGCCUUGAUGCUAAAAGUGAAAAGAGGCUGGCGACCCGAUCGGACCAUCAUCCUAUGCUCAUGGGGAGGAACAACAUUUGGAAAUGUUGGCUCCUACGAAUGGGCAGAGGAUUUCAAGAAAGUGCUUCAGAAAAAUGUUGUCGCUUAUGUCAGCCUUCAUAAUCCUAUAAGGGGUAACUCCAGCCUGCAUCCUAUCGCAUCUCCUUCUCUUCAACAAUUGGUGGCAGAGAAAAAGAAUUUCAACUGCUCUUGGAGAACAAAGUGCCCAGAAGCCAACCUCAGUUCUGUGCAGAUGCAAGGAGAUGGAGAUUUCUUCAUCAACCACCUUGGAACCCCCAGUUUGCAGGUUUUCUAUGAGGACAUCAAAGCAUUAGAGGGUCCGAGUUUUCUCUCUGAGGCCCUUUUUCCUGUGCGGCUUGCAGAAAUUGAAGAAUUGGAUCCUUUCUUCAACCUUCAUGAAACUAUUGCAAAGCUCUCAGGAGAAGUGAUUUUGCAAAUUGCCAAUGAUCCAGUUCUGCCCUUUAAUGCUCUGGAUAUAGCAUUAGAAGUUCAAAACAGCCUUAAAGGUGACCAUGCCCACAUGUUCCAGCUGCUGGAGAUGGCUUCCCGCCUGAGGGACAGUGCAGAAUUGUUCCAGUCAGAUGAGAUGCGCCCUGCUAAUGAUCCCGAGGAGAGAGCCCCUGUUCGAGUCAGGAUGCUGAAUGACAUUCUCCAAAACCUGGAGAAGAAUUUCUUAGUACAGCAGGUGCCUCCAGGUUUUUACCGAAACAUUCUAUACAGGCUGGAUGAGAAGACCCACCAGUUUUCCAUACUCCAUGAAGCUUGGGAACAUGAAAAGUUACAUCUGUCAAAUGAGACCCUUCAAGUAGCACUGUCCAAGGUGCUGAAUAGCAUCAAUUCAGCUCAGGUUUUCUUCAAAGCAGGACUUGAUGUAUUUGAGAGUGGCUUGUUGGGGAAGAACUGAGAAAAUUAUCAGCAUUUUAAAAGAAAGUUUGUUUACAAUUCAGCAAACAAAAGCUCUACUCUGACCAGGAUUUCUGUGAGGUUGAAGGCUUUUUUUCAAUAGGUUUUCAACUGUUGUCUAAAAGUACUAUUAUGUGUUUUAAAAUGUAUGUGAAAAAGAGCCUUUUGCACAUUUACUAUUUUUCAUACACCUACAUUUUGAAAUGUGUAAGAGCAAGUUAUAGGAUUAACACUUAAGAUUUAUCUUUUAGAAAGAAAUCUGCUGUAUUUUUAUAUACAUAUUGAAAAAAAUACUAUGUUUUGGGGACUGAAGCCCAAAAAGUUCUGGACAAUCUUUGCUCCUGUGGAUGAAACAUAGGAAUGUUAUUUAUCUCCUACAUGUAAGCACUAUUAGUGACCCAGUUUCUAAAAUAGAAAUGGAGAAUUGAUAAAGUUGCAGUUUAAUUUCAAUGGUAAGUGUUUUUUAUGAAGAAUUCAGCUGUUUCAACUGAGUGACCAGUUGACCAAAAACUCCUUUGAAUGUUUCUGUUUGUGAAAUGAAGUGCCUGAUUUUAACACAACUAGAUGUAGUAAUACACUGGUUACAAAAAUAAAGUUUUCAAGUGUUACCAAUCAAAGAGCCAUAAACAGUCUAGGGAAACUCUUAAGGUAUAUCUGCACAGAACAAUUUAAAUGCAAAUUUUCCCUAAUAAGAUACAUAGUAAAGCUUUGAAUCUUCACAUUUUUUCUCAGUCGAGUUUGUAAGAAUGUAAGGAAAGGCACAAAUCUCUGAAACAGAAGAAUAUAUGGGGAUGCUGGACGAAACCAUUGUUACCUCGGGCUCCCUUUAAAAAGGACUCAUUACUCAGUGUUCUUCUUAUUUGUAGCUUGAGCAACCUUGUUGUGAGGCAUUUUCCCAAACAAGUCAAAAGUACUUUUAUAGAAAUGAAGACCAAGUUUCUUUUGGAAAACAUAAAUAUUUUAGAAAGAAGAAAGUUCCUUUUUCCAUCACUAAAGAAAAGUGGAUUUUGGGGGAUGAACAUGAUUGCUCUGACCCAGUGAAAAUUUUAUUAAUUUUUAAUGAAGGAAAUUUUAGUAAUGGUUCCUCCAACCUUAUCUGACCUUCUUAAUGGUAGCAAUAGGUGUUGAUGACAUCAAACGUGACUUUGGACAGGAGAAUGUAAUUUAGGGUACAGUGGUUCUGGUACUGGCUCACUGUGGGAAAAGGGUAAGUUUUAUAGAUAGGCUUUAUCUUUCCUCUCCCACAUCCUCUCACCCUUUUAGAGCAACUUCCACUUUGAACUACUGUAGGAAAAGCAAUUUUGUAGACUAGAUCUGGCUAUAGAUGAACAUAACAACUCCUAAAUCCACUAUUCUCCAUAAUCUUCUAUCACGUAACAUUUUAAACCUCUACAGUAUUCUCUUAGUCUAUUUGAAAAAUGUAUUUCUGAUAUCAGAUAAACUGAUUCCAUUUGAAAACCUAUUUUCAGACUAUUUCUUGUCAAUUUCUUAUGCCUAAUGAAACACCCUUGUUUCACAUGUCACUUCAUAUCAGAUAUCCAACCCUCAGAUUUACUAGUUUAGCAUUUGGUUGAUGCCAUGUUCUUGAAAGCCUAUAGGUUUUGAUUUCCUAGUCUUUUAUUUCUAUUUUUCCAUAUUUUUAGGUUAAAAAAUCACUAGGAAAAGAUAAUAGUCUGAAUUACAGGUAAAAAUGUGAAGAAAAGUUAAUUAUUAUUGAUUGAUUCAAUGAUAGGAAUCAAAAUGUCAUUUCCACAGUCUUUAUAUGAUGAAAAAAAAUUUCAACAAACAUUUACUAAAAGCAUACUAUGUUCAAAUAAAUGAUACUCAAAGACAAAAGGGAAUAAUUCCUAUCUUUAAGGAGCCUUUAUUUUAGAGUCUACUGGGAAACUACAGAAUUUGAGGCAGUUAGUUGAAGAAUUCAGUCCUUAAAGGGCAAUUGCAAUAAAAAUUAUCUCAGUAAAUCCAUUUUAUUUUAAGAAUUACUUCCUCCUUGCAAAGUAUUUUCUAAAUGUUUUCCUUCUGAAAUAUUUGUUUCUGCCAUAUUGGAGGAGUUUUCCAUAUGGAAGACCUAGAGGCUUGCCAAGGCAGGUUCCCUCCUUAUAUUAUCUUCAGUUCCUUUACUUGUUCUUCCAAGAUAAACAUUACAGCACAAGGGGAGACACAAGCUCAGGACACCUGGGGCCAAACAGUGUAGAACAUUUUAGAAACACUCUCUUUGUGCAGGUAUUUCUUAAAUAUUUAAUCAGGUUUCAAGGCAAACCUUCCUAGUCUUUCUAUAGAGAAGCAGUUUUUUGUUUGUUUUGUUUUCAUUUUGUAUUUCAGAUUGAAAAUCUCUCCCAUUCCUGACUUAUCUCUAAAUAAAUGUGUUAAUCCUUUAAA